Molecule: messenger RNA, 759 nt
Organism: Striga hermonthica
Lineage: Eukaryota; Viridiplantae; Streptophyta; Magnoliopsida; Lamiales; Orobanchaceae
Source: the annotation of a GenBank genome assembly
AUGUUGUAUGCAGUUUCUCCAGUGAGUCCCUUUACGAGCAGCAGCAGCAGCAUCUGUUACCCUAGAAUCUGUUUUCAUCACAAGCGUUUAGCUUCAACAAGGCUUAAUAAGGCCUCGGCCUUGGUCUCGGCCUCAGCGGGUCCCAAUGGAGUGAAGGUCGAGUACACUCCAUGGCUGAUUGUUGGCUUGGGCAACCCUGGGAACAAAUAUCAUGGAACUCGACAUAAUGUUGGGUUUGAAAUGAUAGAUCGUAUCUAUCAAGAAGAAGGCAUUUUGAUGAACACUAUACAAUCAAAAUCAUUGAUUGGCAUAGGUUCCAUAGGACAGGUCCCCGUUUUGUUGGCCAAACCUCAAACAUAUAUGAACUUCAGUGGAGAAUCGGUUGGGCCACUUGCAGCAUAUUAUCAAGUACCCUUGCGCCACAUCCUACUGGUAUAUGAUGAAAUGAGCUUACCAAAUGGAGUUUUGAGGCUUCAGCCAAAAGGAGGACAUGGCCAUCACAAUGGGGUGAAGAGCGUAAUGCAACAUUUAGAUGGCCGUCGAGAAUUUCCUCGGUUUUGCAUAGGUGUUGGAAACCCUCCUGGUACAAUGGAUAUUAAAGCUUUUCUUCUUCAAAAGUUCAGUGCCUUGGAAAGGGAACAGGUGGAUGCUGCAUUGGAACAAGGUGUUGAGGCCGUUAGGACACUUGUUACAGAAGGAUUUAGCAAUCGGAUUAAUAGGUUUAAUAUUGGGCAGAAGUACAAAUAUCACAAAGUUUAA